GCGCCGCUGUGGGCGCGGGCGGCGGCAGCAUGGAGGAGCUGAGCAGCGUCGGCGAGCAGGUCUUCGCCGCCGAGUGCAUCCUGAGCAAGCGGCUGCGCAAGGGGAAGCUCGAGUACCUGGUGAAGUGGCGCGGCUGGUCCUCCAAACACAACAGCUGGGAGCCAGAGGAGAAUAUCCUGGACCCGAGGCUGCUCCUGGCCUUCCAGAAGAAGGAGCACGAGAAGGAGGUGCAGAAUCGGAAGAGAGGCAAGCGGCCACGGGGCCGGCCCAGAAAACACACCAUGAUGUCUUCUUGUAGCCGGCGCUCCAGGCUCAAGGAACCUGACGCUCCUUCCAAAUCCAAAUCCAGCAGCUCUUCUUCUUCCUCCACGUCUUCCUCUUCCUCCUCUGAUGAAGAGGAUGACAGCGACCUAGAGACCAAGAGAGGCCCCCGGGGCCGUGAGACCCACCCGGUGCCCCAGAAGAAGGCUCAGAUUUUGGUGGCCAAGCCAGAGCUGAAGGACCCCAUCCGCAAAAAGCGUGGCCGCAAGCCGUUGCCCCCGGAGCAGAAGGCUGCCAGGCGGCCCAUGAGCCUGGCCAAAGUGCUGAAAACCGCCCGCAAGGACCUGGGUGCGCCCACCAGCAAGCUGCCCCCUCCACUCAGCGCCCCAGUGGCAGGUCUGGCAGCCCUGAAGGCCCACGCCAAGGAGGCCUGUGGCGGCCCCAGCAGCGCGGCCAGCACGGAGAGCCUGGCCAGCCUGAUGAAGGGCGUGGCAGGCAGCCCCAGCCGUGGCGGCAUCAGCUGGCAGGGCUCCAUCGUCCACUACAUGAGCCGCAUGACUCACAGCCAAGCCGAGGCUGCCAGCCGGCUGGCGCUAAAGGCCCAGGCGACCAGCAAGUGCAGCCUCGGGCUUGACCUGAAGGUGAGGACGCCGAAGGGGGAGCUGGGGGUCAGCCCCCCAGGAAGCAAAGUUCCGAAAGCCCCUGGCAGUGGGGCUCCAGAGCAGAAGGGGGGGAGUGCAGGGGGAGCCCCACACAUCCAGGGUGGCAGCAAGAUCCCUGCGGGCUGCCUAGGCCCCCAGCCCACACCCAGCCAGGAGCUGAGCCUCCAGGUCUUGGACCUUCAGAGCGUCAAGAAUGGCACCGCAGGGGUUGGCAUGCUCGCACGCCAUGCCACAACCAGGGGCAUCCCUGCCACCCACCUGGCCACAGGGAAGGGCCCUGGGGGUGGCCCCACUGGGGGGAGCGGGUCCUGCGCACCCUCCAAUCCCAGUAAAAGUGAGAAGUUGGCCUUGCCGGCGGCAGCCGUGCCCGCCCCCUCAGGCAAACGAGACUGUGGCAAGGGCACUGGGCCCCUGGGCGGGCAGGAGGGCCGCACAGCCUCGGGGGAUACCCGCAAGGCGCCAGCACUGUCUGAGAUGAGCACGGGUGAGGAGAACAGCAGCUCCGACUCAGAUCCCGAUUCGGCCCUGCUUCCGGGCUCUGGGCAGAACCUGUCUGUCUCGGUACAGACCAGCCAGGACUGGAAGCCGCCCCGAAGCCUCAUCGAACAUGUCUUUGUCACCGACGUCACUGCCAACCUCAUCACAGUCACAGUGAAGGAGUCCCCCACCAGUGUGGGCUUUUUCAACCUGAGACCUUACUGAAGCCCCUCCCUGUGGCCCCUUCACCCGCCCAGCUGUUGUGGGGUCGUAUUACCCACUUUUCCCACUUGGCCCAAACCCUGCUUGGGGCUGGGUUGGGGUGAGAAUGCGAGUAGUCUUUAGGGCAGGCUUGACAGGGCUUCUCCCUUUCAUACCCAGAACUUGCCCUGUGCUAUGACUUAGGGCAGAGAACUGUCCCUUCACGCCUGGCUAGGCCAGGCUUCCUAUGUUCCUACCUCCCUAGGCCUUUGCAGGGCUUUCCCAAUUCACCUCAGGAAAUUUGGGUGGCCCCCUGUGGCUCAAGCCGACCACUCUGGCCAAGAGAAGGUUAAGCCCCUCCAGCCUGUGCUUGUGUUCGAACUGCCUCUCCUGGCCUGCGAUGAUAGAGCCAAAGCUGCAGUGAAGGUCCCUUCCAGUUUUCCAGGGGCAAAGGUGGUAGGGGAGGGGGCUUCUAGUCCAGUUUGGCCGUUCCUGCCCAGAGGAGGGGGGAGGACAGCUUGUCAAGGUGUCCUGGGCUGCUCAAGGGCGGGCUGACUAGUGCCCACUUGAGAACAUGGGGUGGAACAGGGAAGAUUCCGGAACUUGCCCUUAUAAAAGUAGUGCUUGAGUCCCAGAGGGUGAGGUGGGAAGUUUGGUGUCCCUGUCCCCACCCCUGCCAGCUGAGGGUUGUGGCAUUUGUCCAGGGGGUGCUCGGGAACCCUAAAAAGGAAGGCUUUAGCUCCAUCCAGCCCUUGGGUUAGUUGCCGUCAAGUUGGUUCUGACUCACGGCAGCCCCCAUGUGUUUGAGUAGAGCUGCUUCAUAGGGUUUUCAGGUUCUGCAGCCCUCAGCUCAAAGGUUCAGCGUGAGGUUGGGGCGGGGCUGGCUCUGGAGGUUCCUUCCCCCUGAGCAGUCCUCCAGGUUUGGGGAGCAGGGCAUCACCCCUGCUGUCUUCUCUGUUGGCCUAUGUCCAGACCCCACACCCGCAUCCAGAGUGCAUCCACCCAGUUUCUGAACAACUACAGCUUCUCAAAGUCUUAGGGAAUGAGGAGCCGGCGGAGAAAACGGAUGCGCCAGGCCCAGAAUUAGUGGCUGAUGAAGAGAAACCGGAAAUGAAGGUGCUCAGGAGGAGGGGGAUGUGUUCUGGGACGGGGCCCUUGGCAAGCCCCCUCUUCCAGAGCUGUACCCCAUGGGACAAAGGGUUGCCAGUCUUUGGUAGACUGCCUCGCAGAAGGCACCCCCACCUGAUCAUCAGCGCUCGCUUGCAGCUGUGUGCAGUGCCGCCUGUCCACCACACAGGGCCACUGCUUGGGUGCCAGCUUUCCCUGACAAUCCACCCCACAUUUGGGGGUUCCACCCCCAGCUCCUGUGCCCUCUUGGGGAGCAGGAAAAGUCUGAGUGGCCCCCUGGCAGUGGGCAGGGUGGGACAGCCACCUGAUCCCCCAUCCCUCCCCUCCUGGAGGAAGAUAAUGCUGAAGAUGCUGAGCCCUUUCCUCUUCCAGUGGCAGGUUUUGGGGGCCCUCUGUGAUUCCUGACCAGUGUUUUGGGGUAGGGGUGUGGGACUAGCCAGUGGGCCCCACAGAAAAUAACAGGUUGCUUAACUUCGUCUGGCAGAGGUAAUGCCAGAAAGAAAAGGGGGGCUAUCUACCUGUUUCUGUUUUGGUUAUUGGUUAAAGUCAGUGGCCUCGGCUAUGAGGAUGGGCUGGGCCAAUGGCCCACCCUUCAAUAAACUAGCCUGGACUCAGGGCUCUGGUACCUGGAGGGGUGGGCCUGGCAGCCCCCCAGCACCUCACCCUCCACACCAAAUAGGAAGAGAUGGCCUUUGUGUAGCCAAAUUAACUUCAGCAGUGUGCCUUUGGGGGCAGGCCAAUUCCCGCUGCUGUUGAGAGAUUGUGGGAAGGACCGCCCAGACAGCCACCCGCACAGGCUUCAGCAGGCAUGGUUCCCACCUUGGUGGGGGUCUGGGUCUCACAACAGGCUGGAGUUGGGAUGGUCCAGGAAGGGAAGAUGGCAGUGUACUGCACAGCCUGGGAGGAAUGGGUCCUCACUGGGCCUGGGCCACUGGCACCUACCUUCCCUCCUGCCCCUCAGACAGAGCCAGUCCUCCCCCCUUCCCCGGUGGGACUAAAGGGGCUUCUCUGGGAUGUCCCCUUCUCAAAGAAUCAGACUUUCCUGAUAAUGGUCCGCUUUGGGAGGGGCCGGGCCAAGGUUAGCUCUUCCCUCCAAGCCCUUGGGUUGGCCCAGAGGUGCUAAGGGCUGUUAGAAAUGGGGUUAUCUACUCCUGGGUGUGGGGAGGGGCUGUCUCCUGCAUCUAGGUCUUCACUCCAAACCCCAAUUUGGUGCCUUUCUGUUUACCAGCUACUUCAAUUCCAAAGUUUGAAUCUGCAACCACCUUACUUCCAGCCACUUUGCCUUGAUGUGUUGUGUGUGUUUAUUGGUGUUUGUGAUUCCCGGCAGCUCAUGCUGGAAAAAGUGUGCGUGUGUGCAGGUGUGAGAGCCUUUGCUGAACAAUUGGACCAGGUGCUCAGAGUCGGUCGCCUUAUGUUUACCAAUAAAUAAAAAUAGUAUGUGUUAUAUUUUUAUUUGCUGCUAUUUGCGUGUGUGUAGCUAGCCAUUGAUCACACGUCUGACUUAGAAUCCAUUGUUUCUUUAUUCUUAAGGGUUUCCUAAGUGAGCUGUCCCACAGUGUGUGUAUAUUGAAGGGGUGUCUGAAUCCUGCCUUUUUGUUUGCCUCUGUAUUGGGUGGGAAGAUGCAGCCAGCCUCUCCUCUUCCGAGGAGGUCUUAGCAUAUUUUCAUAUACAUUUUUUGUACCAAAAAGAGUGUUCUUUUUUUUUUGGUUGCAUCUGAUUCUGACCUGACUGGAGAAGACCCUGGGCCUGGGGUUUCAUUAGUGGAGAACUUUUUCGGGGCAGAGUGGAGGACAGCUUUGGACCAGUGCCCAUUGCUGGCUUGAUUUGUGUGUUUUAAUUAAGAAAAAGCCAAAUCCUUCAUGUAUGCCACUUCUACUUGCUUGAAACUAUGGCUGUUUGUUUGCUUUCUUAAGAAAAAGGACAAAAGUGGUUGUGUUAGUGCCCAGGGAAAGUUUAAGAUCUUUGCCGGAACAGGACAGCAGCCCAGCCCAAAGGUUCAAUCAAGACCAACCCAUCAAAGGAAGUGCCUCCCCCAGGAAGCCCACCGCGGUUGGGGGAGGAGGGGAACAGUUGUGCCUGGGUGACCAGAUUUCCCUCCAGUCCAUCUCAUGAUUCUAGAUUUUCUAGUAUUUUGGAAAAACUAACACUAGCAUAGGUGCAGACUUUAGACUGAGGCUAAUUUAUUUUGCGGGGGAAGACAUUAGCAAACGGUCUCAGAAGAUUCUUGUCUUUUUGUUAACUCUUAGUAUAUCAAUAAAUAUUUUUUUAAACUUUACAGCCUGUGUGCGUCAUGAGUGACAACCUGAAAGCACAACACUGUCUCUUUCUUGAGGCAAAAUACAUACCUAGACCUGGGCUAAAU
Messenger RNA from Loxodonta africana (African savanna elephant), 5092 nucleotides. RefSeq names its product chromobox 2 (gene CBX2). The record is from RefSeq and is a predicted model, not a curated record. NCBI's taxonomy places the organism in Eukaryota, Metazoa, Chordata, Mammalia, Proboscidea, Elephantidae. Gene Ontology annotation, biological process: negative regulation of transcription by RNA polymerase II. Bases 30 to 1625 code for a protein of 531 amino acids. Gene Ontology annotation, cellular component: heterochromatin; PRC1 complex. The transcript is spliced from 5 exons.